Molecule: messenger RNA, 2594 nt
Organism: Paramuricea clavata
Lineage: Eukaryota; Metazoa; Cnidaria; Anthozoa; Malacalcyonacea; Plexauridae
Source: the annotation of a GenBank genome assembly
AUGGAGGUUGACGAGGUUUUUGAAAUUGAUUCUACAGAUCCUAAAAAAACUACAGAUGCUAUUCCUGAUGAAAUUUGGAAUAUGUUUCCGUCAAAAGGAACUUAUCUAAAAAACAUAAUAAAAUUCAGCGGCUAUGAGACAAUAGAUUCGGUUCUUAAACUAAAAAGCAAAGACGAGAUUGAAAAAAUGUUUUCGUUUGUCAAAACAAUGGCAGACAUUGUUGAAGAGAAAGAUGCAAUGUUUGGAAUUUUCAGCAAGUGUCCAGAAAAAGUUAUGCUUCUACCUGGUCUUGAGGUACGUAUAUUUUUAUAUAUAUUUUUUAUCAAUGUUAUACGCGGAAAAACGAGAAAAAAACCACUGGAACGCACUGUGCCUGGGGACUUGCUAUAUAUUAUCUCUUUCUUUUUUUCCUACGUAAUUGAUGAGAAUACAUAACACAAGGUAGCUCUCUGCUUUUAAAUGUACAGCGAAGAGUUAUUAUUUAUCAAAAAUAUUGCUCUUACUAUGACAACAAUGGUAUUGAUUUUUUUCUUCAAAAAUGUAUGCCAAAUUUUCAAAAUCAAAACUAUUGAAUGAUUUUGUUAUUUAUUUUCGAGAAAAAAAAGAGAUAAUAAAAUAAACGUAAAUGGUUUUCAGAUUAAUUACUGCAUGCAGCCCAAUUUUUUCAACAUGUAUGUUCAUAAAUUUUAUAGCCAGUGUUAACAAAAUUUCUUGAUGCUGUGGAGAAACUUAAGUCAGAAAGGUCAUCUAAAAAAAUCCCAAACGAUUCUGCGAAGAAAAUCACAAUGACAAAACCCACAAGCUCCUGCCCACCACUGAGUGUCAGCGAAAUACAUAAACGGAUGCUUAACUGGAUUCAUAAUCAACCAGAAGCUAAGGAAAAAUUGGCCCAAGUUGGUUUAAAACCAGUUGAUAGUUUCAAGAUUACAGUAAGUGUUCUUUUUUCAUAUCUUUAUUUUAAUUAAACAGAGGCAUUCUGAGCUUGUUAGAACUUAUGGGCUAUGGUGGUGUCUACUCUGCCUCACUCACUGUCACUGGAAUGUAUAUGUAUAUGCAUAUUCCUUCAAUUAGUAACAUUCCCAAUAUCGUUACAAAAUUAAUAAGCAUUUUAAAACAAGUUUUUUAAUUAAAGCUGAACUACUCUGGUUACAAGUAUAAUGGCCGUUAUGAGGCUAACACAUAAUUAUGUAAAAUAUUGUUACCGUUUAGGAAUUGAAAGAUUCAAGAGAUUGUCACUAUGUUUGCAAAGUUUGUCAAGUAAAAAUUGCAUUACCAACGACGAAUAAGGGAGCUGUUUCCAUAUCUAAUGCACAGAGACAUGUCACAAAACGAUGCUGGCUAAAUCCUAAUAGAAGUUACAGUCCCAUACCCCAGAAAGUUGCAAAAAUUGAUUCUUUUCUUGGAGAGAUUGUUUCUACUCACAAUGAAGAUGACUCAGGUAUAUGAAAUGAUGAGAAUUGAUGAUGAGGUCUAAUGAAAUUGUGACCAAAUAAAUGUGUUUUUUAUCCAACUGGGGUCUUUUUCUAUUUCUUCCUAAUAUGUCACUCGCGAUAUAAGUGAAACCACUUGUUUUUUAGAUAUAGAUGAAGUCCUCAACCACAGUGACAAGGAAGGAGAAAUCUCAGAAAAAUAAACAUUAUAUUCUAAACCGUGUAAUAUAUUUUGCGUUUAUUAGCGCCAUUGACAUUGACAAUGUUAUUGUCCAAAUUUGUCAACUAUUAUUUUCCUUUGUAGGAGAGUGCAAAAAACUUGCAACAGCCCGCUGGUUCUGUAGAGAUUACCGAAAACAGCGGGCUUUAAUGAAUGCGUCAGCUUUGCCUGGUCAACGAAAAAUUACAGACUAUUUUGAAAAUACGAUUUCAGAUUUUGUAGAUCAAAAUUAUCAGAUUAAAGAGAACAUUAACACACUGUGUGGUAAUAAGAAAAGUGCGUCUGUGAGGCCUAUUUUAAGAAAGAUUUUUGAAAACGCUGAACGAAAUAGCAUGAAGGAAUCUAGCAAAGGCCAUCGACAUGAUGAAACAAUUAAGAAGUUUGCAACAUCUUUGUUUUGCCUAGUAGGACGAGCCGCUUACGAAAUGGUCCAAGUAAAUAUUGGCUGCGGUUUACCGGCUGUUGCAACAUUGCACAGAACCAUUGCAUGCAAGAAAAAAAUAAAAGAAGGUGAAUUCCGUUUCGACGAGCUUGCAAACCAUUUAAAAGAAUGGAAAGCGCCGAAGUAUGUUCAUAUCCACCUGGACGAUACAAGAAUUAUAAACAAGGUAGAGUACGAUCCUGUAACUGACAGAUUUGUCGGGUUCUGUUUGCCCCUGAAAGAUGGAAUUCCUUGUGUUGAAGAAUUUGUACUGCAUACAUUUGAAGAGUUAGAAACCGUGUACAAUACAAAAACAACAGUUUCCUAUGCUCACUGCAUAGUAGCACAACCAGUUAGUUCAGAUGCACCAUCGUUUGUUCUAUUUGUGCUUGGGACCGACUCUAAGUAUAACCAUAAAGUGGUCGAGGAGCGGUGGAAGAAAAUUGAGACUGAGUUACGUAAACGAAAUAUUUUCGUUGUAUCUAGUGGAGCAGAUGGUGCAGGACCAUUUUUAAAGGCAAUG